Peronospora farinosa is the source of this 279-nucleotide messenger RNA. The record is from the annotation of a GenBank genome assembly. NCBI's taxonomy places the organism in Eukaryota, Oomycota, Peronosporomycetes, Peronosporales, Peronosporaceae.
AUGGCGUCGAUCGAUGAGCCCCUGGAUUUAAUCAAGUUGAGCGUAGCCGAGCGUAUUUACAUCAAGUGCCGAGGUGACCGAGAGCUGCGUGGGGUAUUGCAGGCGUAUGACCAGCAUUUGAACAUGGUAUUGAGUGACGUGGAAGAGACCAUUACUGUGCAGGAACUUGAUCCGGAGACGUACGAAGAGCUUAUCAAGCAGUCGAAGCGAACUAUCGAGAUGCUGUUUGUGCGUGGAGACGUCGUAAUUCUCGUUGCGCCCCCGCUUCGCACUGCCUAA